CCGGUGGAUCAUGAAGCUCGCAGUCCCCAACCCGGGCCUGGAUGACAGGAUCGCGUCCCACCAGCAGCUGGACAAGCUGGAGCAGGACCAGGCCGGAGACCGGCCCAAAUGGGAGAACAAGGCGCAGUACAUGCUGACCUGCGUGGGCUUCUGCGUGGGCCUGGGAAACGUCUGGCGUUUCCCAUAUUUGUGCCAGAGUCAUGGAGGAGGGGCCUUUAUGAUCCCCUUUCUCCUACUGCUGGUUCUGGAGGGAAUCCCUCUCCUGCACCUGGAGUUUGCCAUCGGUCAGCGCUUGAGGGCAGGCAGCCUGGGAGUGUGGUCCUCCAUCCAUCCUUACUUGAGCGGGAUCGGUAUCGCCUCCAUGUGUGUAUCUCUGACCAUCAGCCUGUACUACAACACCAUCAUUGCGUGGAUCCUUUGGUACUUCUUCAACUCCUUUCAAGACCCUUUGCCUUGGAGUCAGUGUCCAAUGAAUGAAAACUUAACAGGCCUGGUUUCCGAGUGUGCUAGGAGCUCCCCGGUGGACUACUUUUGGUACAGGGAGACUCUGAACACGACGACGAGCAUCGUGGAUGACGGCGGCAUCCAAUGGUGGACGUUGUUAUGUCACAUAUGCGCCUGGUCGGUGCUUUACGUCUGCAUCGUGCGCGGGAUCGAGACCACCGGCAAGGCUGUAUACGUGACUUCAACGCUGCCGUACGUGGUGCUGACCAUCUUUCUGGUCAGAGGACUGACGCUGAAGGGAUCUUUGAGUGGGCUCAAGUUUCUUUUCACACCUGAUCUCGCAGAGCUGGCUAAGCCUUCAACUUGGAUGAACGCCGGCGCUCAGGUCUUCUACUCCUUCUCUCUGGCGUUCGGAGGCCUCAUCUCCUUCUCCAGCUACAACUCAGUCCAUAACAACUGCGAACAGGACGCAGUGAUCGUCUCGAUCAUCAACGGCAUCACGUCUGUGUUCGCCGCUACGGUCAUCUACACCGUCAUCGGCUUCAGGGCGACCCAGAGAUUCGACACCUGCAUCGACGGGAACAUCCUGACUCUCCUAAAUACAUUCGACCUUCCGGAGGGAUACAUCACGGACGGCAACUACACUGAGGCUUUACAGCAUCUCAACGCAACACAUCCGGAUGUUUUUCAAGGGUUGAAUCUUGGUACUUGCGACCUGAACAAGUUUCUCAGUGAGGGGGUUGAAGGAACCGGUCUGGCGUUCAUCGUGUUCACAGAGUCCAUUACCAAGAUGCCCUUCUCGCCGCUGUGGUCGGUCCUCUUCUUCGUCAUGCUCUUCAGCCUGGGCCUGUCGUCCAUGUUUGGGAACAUCGAAGGGGUUGUGGUGCCUCUGCAAGACCUCAAGCUUUUUCCCAAGAAUUGGCCCAAAGAGGCCGUCACCGGUGUGACGUGCGGGCUCUGCUGUCUGGUGGGCUUGAUCUUUGUCCAAGGCUCAGGGAACUACUGGCUUUCGUUAUUCGACACCUACGGAGGGUCAAUCCCACUGCUGGUCGUCGGAUUCUGUGAGAUGAUCUCGGUGGUUUACAUUUACGGAAUAGACAGAUUCAACGAAGACAUCGAGUUCAUGAUCGGACACAAACCCAACAUCUUCUGGCAGGCGACGUGGCGAUUCAUCAGUCCGCUCAUCAUGAUCUUCAUCUUAAUCUUUUACUUUGUCACCAAGAUUUCAGAAAAGAUCGUUUACAAAGGGUGGGAUCCCGAAUAUGAGAAAUUCCCAACUCUGGAGGAGAAGUCGUAUCCACCGUGGAUCUACGCGAUCAUCUUCAUCCUGGCCGGCAUCCCCACCAUCGCCAUACCUUUCAUUGCACUGUUUAAAUGUUUCAGGGCAAAGAAGACGGACAAGUCAAAGCUUCGCAUUCAAAUGAACGAAAAACUCAGCCGAAAUCAAUUUUCAAACACUGCAUUGCCUCCGACGUUAUGACUCAAUCUUUCAAUGUGUAUAUUGUACGACCAAAAUACACUUCAGGGUGUAGUCCGCCUUUUGCCCGAAGUUGCCUGGGCUGGGCUCCGGCACUCCCGCGACCCUUGUGUGGAUGAGGGGCUUGGAAAAUGGAUGGAUGGAUAAAAAAUGCUGUGGCGCUUUAUGCUGCUGUAGCUACGCGGCCAGCAGGGGUCAGUAUGGAAUAUUUUUAAAAAGAUGUAAAGUAUUGAGGCAUGUCAAUUACUGCUGUUUAUUUUGUCUUAUUUUUUUUUACAGUAAUUAUUUGAAUCCUUAAUUUUGUAAAUUGUUUUUAUUGGUGUACUUUGUACUAAAAAUGUUAAGUCUGAGAUGCUUUUUAUGUAUAUUGUGUAGGGAAAAAAAAAACAGAAUAAACAUUUGUGCAUGUGUUUUUGUGGUUCUGUGUUCACAUUGUUGGAGUGACUAAAACCAUAAUAAUAAUUUGUCAUAACUUAAUGAAAGAAAUGGAGAAAAAUGACCCUCAAAGUACAAAUGCAAUGUUACAAGUACUCGGCAUCCUCCCUGAAAAAGGAAUGCAAAGCAUAAUUAAAUCUCAUGCAAUUGUGUUUAUUAUUGUUAUUUAUAAAGUCGGUGGAGCAAUUGGUUAGAGCGUUGG
Molecule: messenger RNA, 2558 nt
Organism: Syngnathoides biaculeatus (alligator pipefish)
Lineage: Eukaryota; Metazoa; Chordata; Actinopteri; Syngnathiformes; Syngnathidae
Gene: slc6a19b
Product: solute carrier family 6 member 19b
Exons: 12
Coding region: 11-1924 (637 amino acids)
Biological process (GO): sodium ion transmembrane transport
Cellular component (GO): membrane
Source: RefSeq, a predicted model, not a curated record